ACUAAUCUCCUUGGCACAAUCGUUGCUUACGUGGGCAAAAAUUCAACUGUCAACAGUAAGAACCAUGGAGAGUAGGUGGGCAUAGCGGUGAGUGCCGCGGUGUACGAACUGAAGGUAGAGGAACUGUAAAAAUGUGGUUGAAACCGGAGGAAGUGCUGCUUAAAAACGCCUUGAAGCUCUGGGUGACGGAGAAGUCCAAUGAAUACUUCGUGCUGCAGCGGCGACGGGGGUAUGGUGACGGAGGAGGUCGAUUUGCAGGUCUUCUUGUUGGCACGCUGGAUGCAGUGAUGGAUUCAACAGCCAAAGUUGCACCAUAUCGCAUUCUGCAUCAAACACCUGACUCCCAAGUCUACUGGUCCAUAGCUUGUGGUGCCUCAAAAGAAGAGAUUGAGCAUCACUGGGAGUGGCUACAGCACAAUGUUAUGAAGACUCUUUCAGUGUUUGACUCCAGUGAGGAUAUCACUAGCUUUGUCCAAGGCAAAAUACGGGGUCUGAUCGCAGAGGAAGGAAAGACUUCUCUCAUCAGAGAAGAUGAUCCAGAGAAAUUUAGGGAGGCUCUCCUGCGCUUUGAAAAGUGGUUCAACUUGCCCAAGUCAGAGAAGCUGAUUAACUACUACUCUUGUAGUUACUGGAGGGGACGGGUUCCCUGUCAAGGCUGGCUUUACCUGAGCACCAACUUUCUUAGUUUCUAUUCCUUUCUACUUGGCGCAGAAGUGAAGCUGGUUAUUUCUUGGAAUGAGAUUUCAAAGCUGGAAAAAACCACCAAUGUUAUUCUAACAGAGAGCAUCCAUGUAUGUGCACGAGGAGAAGACCACUACUUUUCAGUCUUCCUGCACCUUAGUGAGACCUUCCUGUUAAUGGAGCAGCUUGCAGACUAUAGCAUUAAGAGGCUGUUUGAUAAGGAAACAUUUGAAGGGGACCCUGCCCUUUAUGAUCCUCAACAGAUCACAAAACGAGGGCUGGAAACACGUGCUCGCAAUGAGCAGUUCAGAACCUUCUUUCGACUGCCACGAGAGGAGAACUUGCUGGAAGUCCAUGAAUGCUUCCUCUGGGUACCGUUUAACCAUUACAACAUGCUGGGAAAAAUGUGUUUAUCUGAAAACUAUCUUUGUUUUGCAAGCCAAGAUGGCAGCCAAUGUCACAUUAUCAUUCCAAUGCGUGAGGUUAUUGGUGUUGAGACACCAGAUAACACCACCAAAGCAUUAACCUUGGUUGUAAGAGGGCAGAAAGCACUUCGCUUUAUGGAAGUCAUGGAUUUUCAGCGCUUGGCUGGGAUUGUUCGAGAAAAAUGUGGCACAUCAGGCAGCCCACAGCAUAUAGUCAGCAGACAGGCACACAUUGAAGGCUGCCCAGACCUCUUUGAACAUUUUGAAGAUAACUCAGGUGAAGAGUCACUCAUGGUUGGUCAGAAGGUCAGCAGUCGAACUGUCAGCACUGAGGCUUUGAUGAAUGUUUUCCACCCUCAGGAUUCAGAAAACCUUGACCCAAAAAUGCUGAAAGAAAAAAUGAAAGAACAGUCUUGGAACAUUCACUUUGCAGAAUUUGGUCGGGGAGUCAGUAUGUUUCGCACAAAGAAGACACGAGAGCUGAUUAUCCGUGGUGUACCCGAAGCUCUGCGUGGUGAGCUAUGGCUGCUUUUCUCUGGAGCAGUCAACGAUAUGGCCACACAUCCAGGUUACUACGCCAGGAUCCUGGAAAAGUGCAUGGGGGCUUGCACCUUGGCAACUGAUGAGAUUGAGCGGGAUUUGCACCGUUCACUUCCAGAACACCCUGCCUUCCAAAGUGACACAGGAAUCUCUGCACUUCGCAGAGUCCUUACUGCCUAUGCCUAUAGAAAUCCCAAGAUAGGAUACUGCCAGGCAAUGAACAUCCUGACAUCUGUUCUUCUCCUUUAUGCUAAAGAGGAAGAGGCCUUCUGGCUUCUAGUAGCUGUUUGUGAGCGGAUGUUGCCAGAUUAUUUCAAUCGCAGGAUCAUUGGUGCGUUGGUAGAUCAGGCAGUGUUUGAAGAAUUGAUCCGGGACCGUCUACCUCAGCUAACAGAACACAUGACUGACAUGACAUUCUUCUCUUCAGUUUCACUGUCCUGGUUUCUGACCCUCUUCAUUAGUGUUCUCCCGAUUGAGAGUGCAGUCAAUGUGGUUGAUUGCUUCUUCUAUGAUGGCAUUAAAGCAAUCCUGCAACUGGGCCUGGCUGUGCUUGACUACAACAUGGACCGUCUGCUCACUUGUCGUGAUGAUGCAGAGGCUGUCACUAUUCUAAAUAAGUUUUUUGAUAAUGUGACCAACAAAGAUAGCCCUUUGCCUCCUACUGUUCAGCAGGCUCCAACUGGAAAUGACGGCAAGAAGCUUCAUCCAAAAGUUGAUAUUACUAAUUUGAUCAGAGAAGCUUAUGAGAAAUAUGGUAAUAUACGAUCUGAGGAGGUGGACAGCAUGAGAAAGAGUAAUCGGCUGUAUGUCAUACAAACACUUGAAGACACUACAAAACAGAACGUGUUGCGGGUUGUUUCUCAGGAACUGAAGUUUGGUGUACAGGAGCUUGAGGACUUGUAUGAAUUGUUUAAGAAGCAGCAUUUCUUGAGUUGCUAUUGGACUGCAGCCAGCCCAUCUCUGAAGCACCAUGAUCCCAGCUUACCAUAUCUGGAGCAAUACCAGUUAGAUUGCCAGCAGUUCCUAGCACUCUAUUGUCUUUUGAGUCCCUGGUCCUGUAAGGUCAAUGAUGACGAUCUUGGCUUGAGAAUGUUCUACCUUCAAGAUGAAAAUCAGGAUGGCCUCAUUAAUUUCAGGGAGUUCUGCUGUGGAUUUGAUGUUCUGUAUAAUGGAAACUUUACAGAAAAGCUGAAGCUAUUAUUCAAACUACAUUUAAAUCAAGCUUUCACAGAAGUAGAGACAGAAAAUCCUAAUGUUACAAAAGGAAACAGUCUUACUAAAGAAGAUCUGACCCACCUGAGUCGCUUCACUGUGCCUUUGUCAGAUGUUGCUGAAGAUGGAGUAAUUCGAAAAAGCCCAGAAAAAGGAAAAGGGAAGAUUGACCUUCAAGCAUACCUCAAGCAAUGGCAAGAUGAGCUGCUCAGAAAGGAAGAAAGUAUUAAAGAUUUACCAAGAAUGGACCAGGCUCAAUUUAUUCAGUUCUCCAAGACGCUUUAUAAUCUCUUUCAUGGACAUCCAGAGGAAGAAUCUCUGUACAGAGCCAUUGCAACAGUUACAAGUCUCCUCCUUAAAAUGGAGGAAGUGGGUCGUAGACUGCAAAAGCCUAGCUCUCCUGCUGAAACCAGCAAAGCACCUAUACUGACUGGCCAGCCUGAGUCUACCACUCAAGGUGAAGGAGAAUCAACAAAUGUUGAUGAGGUAUCCAAGUUAAAAGACAGCCCUCCAGCCAACCAGGUCAAAAAAGAGCAGAUUGAGUGGUCGUUUGCUUUUGAACAGAUUCUUGCCUCUUUACUGAAUGAACCUGUCCUUGUCCGAUUUUUUGAAAAGCCAGAAGACUUUGCAGCCAAACUAGAAUUUGCAAAAAAGAACCAGUUCAAAUCCCAAAUAAAGUAAUAAAACUUUUGAAACACAAAGUUUUAAGAAUUGAUGAGCAAUAGGUUUCAGUAAUUUCCACCUCUUAGGGCUGGUUGUUGAAUAGGAGAUAAUUUAAGAGAUGCUAGAAGCCAUUUGCUUUGUUGACCUGUGGGCAGCUGUGUGUUUUAGAUGGGUUUACUGCUUGCACAUGAUUUUUUUUUCUCUGUAGAUAUUUUUCUGCAGCAAUUUUGCCAUUUUCUAUGCUACAGAGAUAUACUCAUGUGGUAACUGCCUAUUUUUAAGCCUUAAAAGUGAGAGUUCAAGAAUCAUAAAUAAUGAAAAGUUCUACUUCUAGAAGUGAAAUAUAGCCUUUCAGAUGAUAGGGUGGUCAUACUUAGUCUGUUGCAUGAUUAUUCAUAAAGUGAUGUUUAUGAAUAUUAACAUUCAUAUUUUGAUGAUGUACAGUGUACUACAUUUCAGUCUAGGUCCUCCAUGUUUGGAGGUAGUAAGGGAAAGUGUCAUGCAAAAGCACUGUAAAUGGGAAACCGGAAGAAAAUGUAAUUAAGUUUUUGGAAAUUGACAUUUUUUGCUAAUAAAUUGCUAAUAUGGAAGGAAUCAGAA
Molecule: messenger RNA, 4121 nt
Organism: Erpetoichthys calabaricus (reedfish)
Lineage: Eukaryota; Metazoa; Chordata; Cladistia; Polypteriformes; Polypteridae
Gene: tbc1d8b
Product: TBC1 domain family member 8B
Exons: 21
Coding region: 132-3539 (1135 amino acids)
Molecular function (GO): calcium ion binding
Source: RefSeq, a predicted model, not a curated record